UAAUUUUUUAGCAGAAAAUUAAUAAUUGGGUGGGGCUCGUACAAAAUGGAACUUUUGGAAGAGAUAAAAGAUGAAAUUGAGCUAGGAAAAGGAGUGGAUAAACUAGAGGACUCUCUCAAAGAGAAGCAAAUAAAACCUAGCGAUAGGGUAGGGAAGGAUGGAUUCUCUCUCACGCACUGGGCUUGCUACUAUGGGAAUGCAAGGGCUCUACAGCAGCUUCUAUACCAUGAAAAUGAGGCUGCUGUCAUUGUUGAAAAGCACGGCUGGACACCAGGACAUCUCUGUGCUAUACAUGGACAGCAAGGUUGCUUACAGAUUUUACUAGAGUAUGGCAUUGACAUACAAGCAAAAGAUAGUAGAGGUUACACUAUUGGGCACUUAGCAGCUGCUCAUGGAAACUCAUACUCACUCAAAUCAAUCUUGGACUUUGGCUAUGAUACCGAGAGCAUUGACUUCAGGCAUUGGACAGCAAUCCAUCAUGCUGCUUUUCAUGGUCGUUAUGCAGCAGUACAAAUGUUAGCAAAAAGGGGCAGUAAUCUAAUGGCAGUUAAUGAAGAUGGCAACAUAGCUGCUCAUUUAGCUGCUAGUGAAGGACACAUGCAGUGCCUCAGUCUACUGGUCUAUUAUGAUCAUUCUCCAUUAAAAGUGCUACAAAGUCAUAAUGACAAGGGUGCUACUCCUAAAGACUUAGCAAUUCAAUUUCAAAAGCAAAACUGUGCUGAUUUUCUAGCAUCCUCAGAAAGAGAAGCAGAAAUAGAUGAGACUGAAGGAGGAGAAGAAAAACACAUUGGGUUCCAGGCAGCCUGUGAUGGGAACAUACAACUUCUGAGCAUGCUUAUACUGGAUGGUCACUGCAGUGUUAAUCAACAAGAUGGAAGGGGCUCAACUCUAGCACAUAAAGCAUCAGGCAAUGGACGUCUUAAAUGUCUCCAGUGGUUGCUUGAUCAUGGAGCUGAUGUAUCACUAAGGAACAGUUUGGGUGAAACACCAAUUGAUGUAGCAAGGAAAUAUGGAAAGACUGAAUGCGUUGCAUUACUUGGAGGUGGAACAGGAUUAGAAACUGAAGAAAUGAUGAACCAGUCACCAGAAACACUGGAAAGAGCACAAGAGGAAAUAGACAAACUGACAAAUGCACUUAUCAUUGCACGGAGGCACUAUCAGAAUCUUGGAGGUAGUGUUGAAGAUGAGGCAGAAGAGAAACUAAAAAUAGCAACAGAAACACAUAACAGGACUGUAACCGAUUUGAAGAGCCAGUUAGAAAAUGAGAAGGAGAAAAGAGAAAAGAUAGAAAAGGAGCUGGAUCAGGCCAGAAUUCAACUCUAUCAAGCAAAAGAAGACACAAAGCAUUACAAAUCACUUUUGACAGCCGAUCAAAACACAAGUGGAUUUCCAGCAGCUGGAGCUGGUUCUAAAUCGCCAAAAUGUGCCCAAAAGAAGUCAAACAAAUCAAAUUACAGAGAGAGAGAAGGAGGAGCUUAUUUCAGAAUGAAUAAGAAAUGAGAGACAAAUGUAACAGUGUGUACAAUGUAUGUAUAUUUAUGUCUCCAUUGAUUCAGACAAAUCUUUUUUCCCA
This is a messenger RNA of Amphimedon queenslandica, 1573 nucleotides long. RefSeq names its product ankyrin repeat domain-containing protein 42-like. The coding region runs from base 46 to 1500 and encodes 484 amino acids. Lineage: Eukaryota; Metazoa; Porifera; Demospongiae; Haplosclerida; Niphatidae. The record is from RefSeq and is a predicted model, not a curated record. Gene Ontology annotation, molecular function: protein binding. Gene Ontology annotation, cellular component: nucleus. The transcript has 16 exons.